AAUUAUUAAACCUCCUAAAGAAUUGGAAUUCAUUCCAACUGUUCCUUUCUUUAAAUACCUUUCAAUAUUAUUGAGUAAUGGAGGGCAGCAUGAAAUUCAAAAACUUAUUCGUGAAUCUGAUCCUAAUAAAAUUGGUUUAGUAAAAUAUCUUAGCUUUGAUUGGACAAUUCAUAUAACUGACAUCGAAUAUGCCAAAACAUUUCUCUCUGAGAAUGUACACACAAUUCAAAAGCUCGAAUUUCCUCCCAGAAGUUCAUUUAGUAUUGCCGUUGGAAAAGGAAUACUAUUUUUGAAUGGAAACCAUUGGUUGCAACAGCGAAAAAUAGCAUCAUCAGCAUUUAAUCAAAUACAUCGUCUUGAUUCGGUUGGAGAAUGCACAAAUGUGUUAAUAAAGUUGUUAAACAAAUGGACAGAUACUCCGAUAGAUUUGCAUUCAUUAACGAAACGUCUUGCUUUUCAAAUUUUAGGAAAAUUGGUUUUCACAUAUGAUAUGAAAGCACUGGAUAGUUUAGAAGAACAACCAUACUUUUUAAAAACAUUUAACAAGACUUUUCAACAUGCCAAUAAUCCAUUUUUUAUGAUAUUUCCAUUUUUAAAUUCACUUCCUCUUAAAAGAAAUUUUGAAUUUUUUUCAUCAAUUAAAGAUUUUGAUGAUUUCAUAUUUAAAAUAAUUGAACAACGAAGACAUGAAAUGUCUAAAGAAAAAAAUAAAAAUGAAAAUACUGAUUUAUUGGACGGAAUUUUAGAAGCUACUAACCAUGAAGGAGAUUAUUACACAAAUAAGGAAAUUAGAGAUAGUCUAGUUUCUUAUUUAAUGGCCGGGUAUGAUACAAAAUAUCCCGAUAUUCAAAAAAAAGCUAGAGAGGAAGUAAUUAAUGUUCUAGGAAGUGCUUCAAAUUUACCAACUUCUGAAAAUCUUAAG
Molecule: messenger RNA, 922 nt
Organism: Dentiscutata heterogama
Lineage: Eukaryota; Fungi; Glomeromycota; Glomeromycetes; Diversisporales; Gigasporaceae
Source: the annotation of a GenBank genome assembly